AUGACCAGACGAGCACGACUAUGGCCAUCAAGGCGCUGGUUCAUCGCUCAAGCGUGGGACCCUCGACCGAACACCCUCGACCCAGCCAACUGGUCAACCAAUCCACCAGUCUUUCACUCCACUACCGCUUUCUCUUCGGAAAUGGCGUUCCCUAACAGUAUUGUCGACUACUCCGGUCAGUUCAUUGACUACUCCGGUCAAGGAAACUUUCUCAACCAUUCGGUGCUUCAGCCAAUCCAUGUCGAGGAACCGGUUAUUUCUACGACAACGGAAUCACUCCACACGUCGUUGGCAAAGUCUCUACCCAAGCCUGGCGAUCUGGUCAAAAUGAAAUUGAAGGAGAUUGUGAUUAAGACACGAUUGAGACUCUUCCUGGCGAGUAAAAAUAAGCGGCAGGAGAGGGUCUGGCUCACACUCAACUCGAUGGAUGACUUUCCUGUCCAAAUCAAGGCAUCAGGCCUAUCCUUUGUUGAUUUCCGUCGGGAUAUAAUCCGCGCGUGCAACACGGAGAUAGCUAACUCGGCGACAAUAAUCCAGGCGGCCCUUGACAGUCAAAAGUACGAUAUUACGUGGACUGGUUCUAUCGACAGGGUGGCCGGCUGGAAGAAGGCCGAUAAGAUCAAGAUUGAUACCCCUUUGGUGUUCGACGCGUGGAUGAAUGCGAUUAGGACGACCAAGAAACCAGAGGUCGCAUUAUUAAUCAAAAUGGUCAACCCAAACACAUCGAUCCAACAGGGUAAGAAGGUCGAUUUGUUGGCGAAAAGGGCGGCCCAACAAGCCGCUAUCGAUAAAGAUCGAGCGUUAUCAUUGAAGCGCAAGUCGACGGGUGAUGACGACAGCGAGGGUGGAAGUCCCCCGCCCGACGGGGACCUUGAGCCAGAGGAUUGGGACAACAUCAAUUUUCACAUGAAGCGCAUCUACGACAAGUAUCCCAUCAAAUCCGAUUAUGACCCGAAAAUCCCGGUCUUUGUGAAUGCCGGCGAAACCGACAAGUACAUCCUUCUAACUAACAAGGCCUGCCAAGAAUGGGGCAUUGCACUCGCGGGGAUCGCCGAUGGGGUGGACAUGGACACCCCUCCCCGGAGCUUGCCUUACGAGAGUCUUCAGGCGAACCGUCGCAAGAAGGCACGAGUGGUGCCCCCGGUUGGGGGUCAUGCUCCAGGGCAGGCCCCUGGGCAGAUGCCUUCAAUGAUGGAGAUCAUCGCCCUCGCCGACGCUCUUAACGCCCGGCGUGGGAAGGGGGACAUCGAGGCCAUUCCGAGCUCCCCUGGGCACUCUCACGACCCUGAUGAAGACCCCCCCAUGGCCGACUAUCUCGCUUUUUUGGGUAAGAAACUGGUCAACACCGAUGCGGUCCUGGAGAUUCUGAUCUCUAACGAGAUGAUGUCGCACAAAAGUUUUGCUGGCGGGCUCAAGCGCAGCGACGUGUGCGGCCUGGGCUUGAGCAUGGGAGCAGUCACAUGUCUUUUUGAUAAUGUAGCACGCUAUGAUCGUUAUCUGGCAGCCAAAAAAAUUCGCUCUUGA
Messenger RNA from Puccinia graminis f. sp. tritici CRL 75-36-700-3, 1524 nucleotides. RefSeq lists its product as uncharacterized. The record is from RefSeq and is a predicted model, not a curated record. Lineage: Eukaryota; Fungi; Basidiomycota; Pucciniomycetes; Pucciniales; Pucciniaceae. Bases 1 to 1524 code for a protein of 507 amino acids. The transcript is spliced from 4 exons.